This is a messenger RNA of Ilex paraguariensis (yerba mate), 369 nucleotides long. Lineage: Eukaryota; Viridiplantae; Streptophyta; Magnoliopsida; Aquifoliales; Aquifoliaceae. The record is from the annotation of a GenBank genome assembly.
AUGGUUCUUGUCGAUACAGCUGGUCGAAUGCAGGAUAAUGAGCCACUAAUGAGAGCAUUGUCAAGGCUUAUCUAUGUCAAUAAUCCAGAUCUGGUCCUGUUUGUGGGCGAGGCACUGGUUGGGAAUGAUGCUGUUGAUCAGCUAUCAAAGUUCAAUCAGAAAUUAGCCGAUCUUUCACCCUCCCCUAACCCCAGCUUGAUGGAUGGAAUUCUGCUCACGAAGUUUGAUACCAUUGAUGAUAAGGUUGGAGCAGCCCUGUCGAUGGUUUACAUAUCUGGGGCUCCUGUGAUGUUCAUUGGAUGUGGUCAGUCUUAUACAGAUUUGAAGAAGCUGAAUGUGAAGGCCAUUGUCAAGAUCCUCCUGAAAUAA